CAGCACACUCAGUCCCCAGGUAAGGGCGGGGCCUACUCGCUGUGUGAGGUGUGUAACCUGCAGCUGACCUCUGACGCUCAGGCUCAGCUGCACUACAAUGGCCGGUCUCACCUCCGAAGACUGAGACAGCUCCAGGCUGGAGACAGAGGACAACAUGCAGCAGGGGUGCAGUCCAGGUCUCUUCCACAGGCCACAGGGCUCAGCUCCCAGCCUGCAGGACUACCUCCGACCCCGGGCCUCAGCGCUUCACCAAGCACAUCUGCAGGAAAUGGGUGUGGUGCAGUAGGUGGGGCGUUGCCAGGGCUGAUAGGUGCCACUGGUCCCUCAGUGAUGAUGAAACCGUUCCUGUCCUUUCCUGUCGAGACAACGUCACCAGUUGGACUUUUUCCAAACUUCAACACGAUGGACCCGGUGCAGAAGGCCGUCAUCAACCACACCUUUGGUGUUACCAUGGUGCCCAAGAAGAAACAGGUCAUCUCCUGUAACGUCUGUCAACUGAAGUUCAACUCUGACUCUCAGGCAGAGGCUCAUUACAGAGGCAGUCGUCAUGCCAAGAAGCUCAAGUCUCAGGAGAACAAGGCCAAGGCCAAGCUAGCAGGCAGUGAGCCCCCCCCCUCCAGUCCUCCAUCCGCUCUCCCAGCUCCAGGCCUCUCUACCUCUUCUUCCUCCUCCUCGUCUUCUUCCAAAGCUUCUCCUCCUCCCCGUCCUCCAGCUCCUGUCACCUCCUCUUCAUCCCCUGCUCCUCUUCCCCCUCCUCCUUCCCAGGCCUCCUCCCAGGAUGCUCCUCUCUCAGUGGAGUCCGAGGAGGAGAAGGCGAAGAAGCUGCUGUACUGCUCUCUUUGCAAAGUUGCUGUCAACUCUCUGUCUCAGCUGGAGGCUCAUAAUGCAGGUUCGAAGCACAAGACGAUGCUGGAGGCUCGGAGCGGCGCCGGGCCGAUCAAGGCCUACCCUCGACCCGGAGCCAAGCUGAAGAACGGCAGCAGCUCGGGACUGAAGGGUUCCGGCCUGCAGAACAAAACCUUCCACUGUCAGAUUUGUGACGUGCACGUCAACUCUGAGAUCCAACUCAAACAGCACAUCUCCAGCAGAAGGCACAAGGACAGAGUGGCAGGAAAACCCAGCAAACCCAAAUACAGUCCUUAUAACAAACAGCAGAGAAACUCUCUCACUGUAAGUGUCUCUCUACCAUUUCAGAAGGAGUUGGUGAAGCCCUCCCUCUCUCCCUCCUUCCUCUCCAGUCCCUUCGCCACAUCCUCACCCCUCACCUCUGCCAUCUCUCUCCCCCAUCGCCCUCCGGCCUCCUCGUCCCUCUUCACUGCCCCCUUCCUGCGUCCGGCUCCUGGACCAAUCAGAGCAAGCCAAGGAUCGAUUCUUUUCUCGCCCUACUGAUGACAGAGCGACGGUGGGGAGUCGAACCGGCAACCUUUGACCUCGGACCUCCAGUUUGUUUGGAGCUACAGGGGCAAAAGAGUCCAGAAGAGACAUCAGCUCUGCCAUCAUGGCUGCAGGGAUUCAAACGCGCAACCUUCUCAUCUGACUGAGGCUUCACAAAGACACUUGAGAGGACAGAACGUCCUCCUUCUGCCUGGAUCAGAUGUUUUUCUCUUGGGUCUGAAACAACCUGAAGCAACCUGUGACGAUUUUAUCCGAACUAGAAAUGGACGUGUUGCUUUAAAUAAACCACAGAGCUAAACCCAAGCAGAACCAGAGGCUGAGAGCUUCCAUACGUACGGGAAAAUCAGGAACUUUAUUUAUGCAGUCAUUGAAAAAUCCUUACAGAAUUUCACAAAUUUCCUAGAAAAUAAUAAGUGGUCCUGGAAAUUUCUUUUAAAAAAUGUCUGAAAGAAAUGCAGCUCAUUUGUUGUCUGAAGUUGUCAUCGUGAUAUGCCAGAAUCAGGAGGAUGUCCGGCUCAAGGAAAAUUAACUGAAACAGUCAACUUGUGCAUGGAAAACAUAGGGAAUAUUUACACGUUUUUUUUUUAACCUUAUUUUUUUAAACUUAUUACCGAAACAAACCCCAAAGUACCUCAUCAUUUAUGACUGUUUCACACUGUUUGGUGGCAGCCGGAAUCUGCUGUUUUUUCUUUUAACAUAUUUUCUUUUGACUGAGAUGACAAGAAUCAGAACCAGGCUUUGGGAGGAACCAGAAUUGCGAAGCAGAAUCUAAAAAAUCUCAACGAUACCCAAACCUGCACCUAAAACACUCAUGGUGAAGAGGCACUGGUGUCAAAAAUUCGCCGCAUUUUGAUUUUCAGGCUAAAGAUGCAGCUUGAGUGGAGCCCAGACACAAAGGUGGACAAGAAAGUCUGGACCCAGAAUUCAGUUCAGGUCAGGUUUGGUCGGAUCCUCAGAGAUUCAGGGGGGUUGAUUCUGUCAGAACAAAUCUCCACUGAGCACAGAAUUCAAUUUGAUUCACUUCAGUUCACUUCAAUUCAAUUCAAUUCUUCCUCCUGCUGCAGGGGCGAACCAGCACAAACCAGAAGUCCGAAAACUCAGCAGAAGUCUUCCACCGUGAAAUACUACUGCUAUGCUUACUGCAGCUGUCUUCAUGUUGCACUAGAAUGUGCUAUCACAGACGUUCUCCCUCAGACGUGCCUGCACUCAUGUUCCUAACAUACGGCAUUUCGAGCAAACAAACUGCUAAGUGGAGGCAGAGAAAUUUACAGAUAAGGCUUAUUCUAUAUUGUUAUGACUGACAAAAAAGACCAAAACCGACAACGUGUCAGUUCGUUUGAUAACAUUUCCUGACUUCCCUGCCUUGUCUGUGGCACUAUUGGUUCCUACCCAAAAGAUCUAAAACUCUAAAAUGGGGUCACAAAUAUGUAGUUUCACCUUUUAAAAAGGCUCAGUAAUUUCAUAAAGCAGCUGAACACCGUAGGUUUUAGCAAACGUUACGCAAACAGGAUGAAAUAGUGCAUUUGUUGGGGAACUAUUAUCAGUUUGACUUCCAGGUAAAGUGGUUUAGAUAGUCUGGAUUAACUGUUAGUUUCUUUUCAACCUGUCUGAUCUUUGGGUCACUUGACCAGUCCGACUUCUUAAAUGAUGUCACCGUUUUCACAGAUCUCAGCUGUUAACUCAGUGAGUACUAUGUCAUUAUUAGGCUACCGAUACAAAUGAUGGACAAAAUAAGACCUAUGUUACAGGGCCAUG
Messenger RNA from Xiphias gladius (swordfish), 3150 nucleotides. RefSeq names its product zinc finger protein 385B (gene znf385b). NCBI's taxonomy places the organism in Eukaryota, Metazoa, Chordata, Actinopteri, Istiophoriformes, Xiphiidae. Gene Ontology annotation, cellular component: nucleus. The transcript is spliced from 11 exons. Gene Ontology annotation, molecular function: nucleic acid binding; zinc ion binding. The coding region runs from base 331 to 1389 and encodes 352 amino acids. The record is from RefSeq and is a predicted model, not a curated record.